Molecule: messenger RNA, 912 nt
Organism: Epithele typhae
Lineage: Eukaryota; Fungi; Basidiomycota; Agaricomycetes; Polyporales; Epitheliaceae
Product: lipase
Exons: 5
Coding region: 1-912 (303 amino acids)
Biological process (GO): lipid metabolic process
Source: RefSeq, a predicted model, not a curated record
AUGGUCUUCACACUCAAGAAUCUUGGCCUCGCACUCCUCCUCGCGCCCCUCGCCGUCCUCGCCGCGCCGGCCUCCCUCAAGACGCGCCAGUCCAUUACGACCCUCACGGCCUCCCAGGUCAACGCCUUCACGCCGUACGCCUUCUUCGCCAGCGCGGGGUACUGCACGCCCGCAACGACGCUUGCCUGGGACUGCGGCGCAAACUGCGCCGGCGUGCCCGACUUCAAGCCCAUCGCGUCCGGCGGGGACGGCUCUUCGGUUCAGUUUUGGUACGUCGGGUUCGAGCCCUCGCUUAACUCGAUCGUAGUGUCGAACCAGGGCACGAACACGUCCUCCAUCGUUGCGCUCCUCACGGAUGGGGACAUAAUCCUCGAGAACCCGGACUCGACGCUCUUCCCCGGGCUCGACUCGUCCAUCGAAGCGCACAAUGGCUUUUUGAGCGCACAUGCGAAGACCGCAGCCCAGAUCCUGUCCGCAGUGCAGACGGGCAUGUCGCGUUUCGGGACGAACAGCAUCACGCUCACGGGGCAUUCGCUCGGUGCCGCCAUCUCGCUCCUCCACGCCGUGUACCUGCCCCUGCACAUCCCUUCGGCCAAGAUCACCUUCGUCGGCUUCGGCCUCCCUCGCGUCGGCAACAAGGCGUUCGCCAACUACCUCGACGCGCACACCUCCGUCGCCUCUGUGACGCACAUCAACAACAAGGAGGACCUCGUGCCCAUCCUCCCGGGCAUGUUCCUCGGCUACCACCACCCGUCGGGAGAGAUCCACAUCCAGGACUCGGGCGCGUGGGACACGUGCCCCGGCCAGGACAACGAGAGUGACCUGUGCACGACUGGGGAUGUGUCCAACAUCUUUGAGGGGGACGAGAGCGACCAUGACGGGCCCUACAACGGCGUCGAGAUGGGCUGCUAG